UAUUGGUUUUUUAAGGAAGAAAUACCGUUUCAGCAGGCCGGAUGUUACAUGUUAACUCUGUUUUGCUGGCAUUUCAGAAGCCCACAAAAUUUCAUUUGCUGCUUUUAAGAAAAUCCCACGUAUAAAUGCAGAGAAACUGGCUGUCGUUGCGCCCACUGCUCCGCGGUAUCGGCGGUGAGUUGGGGGCCUUCUACACUGUCCCCAACCUCUCCCGCCCCUCGGCGGCCCUAAUGCACGCCGCUGCAAAGAGGCAACCAGGCAAGAUCACCCCAAAAAUGGAGAAGUUGAGGAAGAAGUUCCAGGAGAACAACGACAAACCCAUCUUUCUGAAGGGCGGCAGCAUGGACAACAUCAUUUACAGACUGACGUGGGUGCUGUGUUUCAUUGGCUUGGCAGGGGACUUGCACCUUUGGUUCGGCUACAUCCUCGCCUAAAAUCGCAGCAAUCAAACACAUUGUUCGGGCUUAAGCCAUAGUAUUGUUUAUUGUUUCUGAGAGUACGGCAAUUCAAUUAAAGAUCUCAUGAAAGGAUAA
Molecule: messenger RNA, 533 nt
Organism: Drosophila kikkawai
Lineage: Eukaryota; Metazoa; Arthropoda; Insecta; Diptera; Drosophilidae
Gene: COX7AL
Product: Cytochrome c oxidase subunit 7A-like
Biological process (GO): regulation of oxidative phosphorylation; mitochondrial respirasome assembly; mitochondrial electron transport, cytochrome c to oxygen
Source: RefSeq, a predicted model, not a curated record